AUGCCAACACGGUUAUGGCUGCUGGGCAUCUUGGCGUACACGCUCACCGCGUCGGCCUCUGUCACUGUCUAUUAUCUUCCUGGACAAGAACCCUUAUUUUCUCCAGGAGCCUCAACAACUUCAGGGGCGGCGGCCACUUAUACAGGUGCAGCUGCGUAUAAUCCAACAGUUUUGGAGCCUCCACCACCGCCAAAUCCACCCAUUACCAAACGAUUUGCUUUGCAGCUACGAAAUGGCGGAACACCAGGCGUUUCAAUACAACAAAGUGGGGCUUUCUUUGGGUUCUCGAUAGAGAUGUCGGUGGUUAAUCAAGUCUUGGGCAAGAAUUCAACGGUCCUCAUGGUCCCUUUUCUGAAUCUCAUGUCGAAUCUUAUUCGAAGAGGUGGAAGUGUUCGUGUUCGAGUGGGAGGGAACACCCAAGAGACCGCUGUUCUCGUCCCAAGUUUGCCGGACGGCCGCAUCUUGUCGAAAGAUGAAGACGGUCUAUCCAACCCCACGCAAACCCCUCCUCUGGACUACACAGCGGACCUGAUCUACAUGCUAGGGAACAUAUCGUCCCUUGUGAACGUCGACUGGUUCCUGGGUGUCCCGUUCAUGGACGCUUCCAACUUUCAGCUCGCCAUUGCCGAAGUUGGCCAGCAAGUCUUGGGAUCUCGGCUGAUAGGCCUUCAAGCUGGUAACGAACCUGAUCUCUACAAGCGCCACGGCCACAGGGACGAGAACUAUGGUCCUGACGACUACUUCGAUGAAUUCAGACGCUUGGUCGACGCAAUGUCGGGAGAUGCACAUGUAACCAACAAGCACAUCCUGGUGGGACCCAGCAUCGCGUCUGGCGAUUGGACUCCGGAGAUGGUCUGGGAUACGGGAUUCGUCGACCAGUUCUCCGACAAUCUAGCCUUUCUUUCUGUCGAACAUUACCCUUCCGACAACUGUUACGCCCAAUUCGGCGUUGGGACACCUCGAGAUCCUCAAGAAAUGUUCGAGAACUAUCUGAACCAUGAAUCCGGGGUCAACACGUUGGCCCGAUACCUGGAUGCCACUGCCUACGCGCAAGCGAAGGGGAAAUCUAUGCUGAUGUUCGAAACGAAUACAGCGUCGUGUGGGGGUUUCGCUGGCAUCAGCGAUUCCUUCGGUGCAGCACUCUGGGCAUUGGACUAUUCAAUGCAAAUGGCGCACUCCAACUUUUCUGGAGCCAUGUUCCACAUUGGUGGCCAAAACGUGUUUUAUAACCCAUUCACUCCUCCUCCAACGAAUCAAACUGCUUACCACCAGUGGACGAUUGGCCCUGUUUACUAUUCUGCCUUGGUCAUGGCUGAGGCACUAGGCCCAUCUGGUAAAGCCCAAGUCCUCGAUUUAGCCGCCAAUAACAGGAGCACAUACACCCCUGCCUAUGGCAUCUACGAAGACGGGAAUCCAGUCAGGGUACUCCUCAUCAACUUCAUUGACGACCCUUCCGGCGCAAAUGAUGUGACUGUGUCUAUAUCCGUUGGUGGUGGACAUACUGGUCAGCCGAAUGCAAGCCCCUCCCAGGUCAGGGUAAAAUACCUAUCGGCUUCGUCCGUUUCGCAAAAAGGGAAUUUCACUUGGGCGGGGCAGACAUUCGGUGCCAACUUCGAAUCGGACGGCCGUCUACAAGGCGACGAGGACACCUUAACAGUCUCAUGUGACGGCACGACGAACGUGUGUUCGAUCAAGGUUCCAGCACCUGGGGCAGCACUGGUCUUCCUUACAGACAAUUCUUUGGAUGAAGUCGAGGAUAACCCGGUUCAGACGUUUGCAACGAGCGUGAGGACAAGGAUGUUCAAUACUGCGACAGUGGACCCUGCGGUGUUGGCGACUUCGAACGGCCAUGGCGCGUUCUCGAAGAAACAUUUGGGGAGUACGAGUAAGGGGAGCACGGGGUCUGGUGCAGCCAGGCGGGCGGUCCAAGUUGACUUCUGGCUGGUUGUUGGGGUAUCCUUUUCCUUUGCCUUAUGGUCUUUCGUUUGA
Messenger RNA from Coprinopsis cinerea okayama7#130, 1989 nucleotides. RefSeq lists its product as hypothetical. Bases 1 to 1989 code for a protein of 662 amino acids. The transcript has 10 exons. Lineage: Eukaryota; Fungi; Basidiomycota; Agaricomycetes; Agaricales; Psathyrellaceae. The record is from RefSeq and is a predicted model, not a curated record.